Ricinus communis (castor bean) is the source of this 1204-nucleotide messenger RNA. RefSeq names its product serine/arginine-rich splicing factor SR45a. Gene Ontology annotation, biological process: positive regulation of mRNA splicing, via spliceosome. The record is from RefSeq and is a predicted model, not a curated record. The transcript has 7 exons. Gene Ontology annotation, cellular component: spliceosomal complex. NCBI's taxonomy places the organism in Eukaryota, Viridiplantae, Streptophyta, Magnoliopsida, Malpighiales, Euphorbiaceae. Gene Ontology annotation, molecular function: RNA binding. Bases 181 to 795 code for a protein of 204 amino acids.
GGAAAGUUUUGUAUUUGUCCAAACUAACAACGCCCACGUGCAUAUCACGUGAUUCUAAACAGGAAAGCAACAGUAACCAAAUGGCCGCUUCUUUAUCGAAGUCUUCUCUUUGAGCAGAAACAAUCGCAACAAUACAUUAGGGUUAUCCGAGUUAACUCAUCGGAAUCGGCAUUUGAAGCUAUGCCAUACUCAAGGGAAGGGAGGUCCGCUUCACCACGUGCCUCAAUUUCACCCGCUAAAGCUCGGCGAUCGAGGUCAUUGUCAAGGUCUCGUCGAAGUCGAUCCAGGAGUCGUUCUGUUGAUGCAGCAAACCCUGGAAAUAACUUGUAUGUAACUGGGUUAUCUACCAGGGUUACAACUGGUGACCUUGAGAAGUAUUUUGGGAAAGAAGGAAAGGUACUGGAGUGCCAUCUGGUAACAGAUCCUCGCACCAGAGAAUCCCGUGGAUUUGCUUUUGUUACCAUGGAAACAUUAGAGGAUGCUGAGCGCUGUGUCAAGUACUUGAAUCGUUCAGUGCUUGAAGGACGAUUAAUCACAGUGGAAAAGGCAAAAAGGAGGCGUGGCAGGACACCAACUCCGGGCAGAUAUCAUGGUCUGAGAGAGAGGCGAGGACGUGGCUACAGACGGUCCCGGAGCUUCUCACCUCGUCGAUGGGAUGACAGAAACAGGGAUUAUAAUCCAAGAGACCGGCGUGGAAGGUCACGCUCUCCGUAUAGUAGGAGGGGAGAUGAUUAUGAUUCAUACAGAAGGCACAGGGAUCGUUCAUUAUCAGCUGAGCGUGACUACCGUAGAUAGACCAAGAAUUUCAAUUAUUGAAAUUCGCAUCUCCAAUACCUCCUUGCUCAUCAAACUUCAUGUGGAUUUCUGUGCACGUAUGUAUUGAAUCAAUCUCUUCCUGGUUUGUAUGUAUCUUAAUAUAGCCUAGAGUUAUUAUGGCAACUUGUUUAUGUUAAGUUUAAUGCAAGAAUAUCUUCUGCUAUUGCGAAUGGCAAUGUCACUGUAGUGCUGGAGACAUUUUGUUUACUCAUCUUGGAUAAAAACUUCUAGUCAGAAGAUGGAAAUGGAUCCGACCAGUUCUUCAUAUAAGACGCUGUACAUUGUGUUCCCUGAAAAUACCGAGUAUUUUGCUGUUCUCAGCGUAUUGUUGUUUGCAAUUGUAAAUUCGUAACUUAUGUAUAUAAUGUUUUCUCAGUUUUUCCUUUUC